GUCUGUGGUGCUACGACUCGCUCAACCUCCAGGUCUCACCCGCCGCGUGUAGUGGCCACAACCUUCCUCUGCACACACAGCAACAGCAGCCACCCGCUCUGAGCUUCCUCACCUGUGGACUGGAGUGGUAUCCACCAGGCUGGGAAUGGAAGUCCAAUGAUGAUGGAGGUCAGUACGAGUGCCCCAAAGGCACGUAUCAGACGAUGGAAGACAACCCACAAUGCAUGCCUUGUCCAGCUGGACACUUCCAGAACAGGACCGGACAGGUCAGCUGCACUUCCUGUCCUGCUGGACACUUCCAGGACCGGACAGGACAGGUCAACUGCACUUCCUGUCCUGUGGACACCUAUCAAGAAAGCAGUGGCCAGCCAGCUUGCAUCCCGUGUCCUGAGGGGGAGGUCCAGCCAGUGCCGGGGAGCACCGCGUGCCGAGAGUGUCCUGAUGGCGAGUUUCAGACCCACGACACACAGCGGGCCGGUCAGCGCAUCUGCAGCGUGUGCCAGCCAGGAUCCUACCAGGAUCAGCCAGCUCAAGUAUCCUGCCAGACAUGUCCUGAUGGAACGAGCACAUCUAAUGCAGCCGCCAAACACCUCGACGACUGUACAGCUUCACCAAACGCCUCCUACACGGUGGCCGUUGUCAUGACCUACACUCUGACAGUCGAAUGCACCGACGACAAGGCGAAUGAGGUGAAGCUGGCCAUCGUCACACAGAUUCGUGACCACAAGGGCGCACUGUCAGACGUGUGUCUGGGCGUCACGUGCUCCAACGCUGUGGUGAAUGCCUGGUGUCACCAAGUUCACUCCAUCGAGUCCAACGUUGACUUUAUGUACCUCACCAAAUAUGAGAUAGAGUCAUCUAACGACACUGCAGAUAUAAACAUGACCUCAUUUGAAGAGAAACUACAGGACAAAAUCAACGAAAGCCAGAUAUUUCAGACGAUUUCUGUAGCAUAUGCAACUUUAGACUCUCUUUCUGUUGAGAAACGUGUAGAAGGUGUUUGUGGGCCUGGUUUUCACUAUUCUUCAUUGCUGAAUGCAUGCGCGAAGUGUCCAGCAGGCUCGGUGUGGAAGUCCUCUGAUGCUGGAGGUCAGUGCGAGGAGUGCUCCAAAGGCACGUAUCAGACCGUGGGAAGCAGCUCACAAUGCAUGCCUUGUCCAGCUGGACAAUUCCAGGACCGUACAGGACAGGUCAACUGCACUGUUUGUCCUGCUGGACACUUCCAGGACCGGACUGGACAAGUCAGCUGCGCCUCCUGUCCAGCUGGACACUUCCAGGACCGGACCGGACAGGUCAAUUGCUCUGCCUGUCCAGCUGGAUACUUUCAGAACCGAACUGGACAGCUCAGCUGCACUUCCUGUCCAGUUGGAUACUUCCAGAACCAGACGGGACACAACAUCUGCACUUCCUGCCCAGCUGGACACUUCCAGAACCAGACCGGACAAUUAAGCUGCAUUAUGUGUCCAGCGGGACACUUCCAGGACCGGACCGGACAGGUCAGCUGCAAUUCAUGUCCUGCUGGACAAGUCCAGGCCCAGAAUGGACAGGUCAGCUGCACUUCAUGUCCAAAGGGACACUUCCAGAAUCAGACUGGACAGGUCAGCUGCACUUCCUGUCCAGUUGGACACUCCCAGGACAAGACCGGACAAGUCAGCUGCACUUCCUGUCCAGCUGGACACUUUCAGAAUCGAACUGGACAGGUCAGCUGCACUUCCUGUCCAGUUGGACACUCCCAAGACAAGACAGGACAAGUCACCUGCAUUAUCUGUCCUGUUGGACACUUCCAAGACCGGACUGGGCAGGUCAACUGCACUUCAUGUCCAGCUGGACAAGUCCAGGACCAGACCGGACAAGUCAGCUGCAAUUUAUGCCCAAAUGGACACUUCCAGGAGCAGACCGAACAGGUCAGCUGCACAACCUGUCCAGCUGGACACUUCCAGGACCGGGUCGGACAGGCCACCUGCAAUUCAUGUCCAGCUGGACACUUCCAGAAUCGGACUGGACAGGUCAGCUGCACUUCCUGUCCUGCUGGACAAUUCCAGGACCAGACAGGACAGGUCAACUGCACUUCCUGUCCUGUGGACACCUACCAAGAAAGCAGUGGCCAGCCAGCGUGCAUCCUGUGUCCUGAGGGGGAGGUCCAGCCAGUGCCGGGGAGCACCGCGUGCCGAGAGUGUCCUGCUGGCGAGUUUCAGACCCACGACACACAGCGGGCCCGUCAGCGCAUCUGCAGCGUGUGCCAGCCAGGAUCCUACCAGGAUCAGCCAGCUCAAGUAUCCUGCCAGACAUGUCCUGAUGGAACGAGCACAUCUAAUGCUGCCGCCAAACACCUCGACGACUGUACAGCUUCACCAAACGCCUCCUACACGGUGGCCGUUGUCAUGACCUACACUCUGACAGUCGAAUGCACCGACGAGAAGGCGAAUGAGGUGAAGCUGGCCAUCGUCACACAGAUUCGUGACCACAAGGGCGCACUGUCAGACGUGUGUCUGGGCGUCACGUGCUCCAACGCUGUGGUGAAUGCCUGGUGUCACCAAGUUCACUCCAUCGAGUCCAAGGUUGAGUUUAUGUACCUCACCAAAUACGAGAUAGAGUCAUCUAACGACACCGCAGAUAUAAACAUGACCUCAUUUGAAGAGAAACUACAGGACAAAAUCAACGAAAGCCAGAUAUUUCAAACGAUUUCUGUAGCAUAUGCAACUUUAGACUCUCUUUCUGUUGAGAAACGUGUAGAAGGUGUUUGCGGGCCUGGUUUUCGCUUUUCUUCAUUGCUGAAUGCAUGCGAAGCCAUGGACACUCCAGAACAGAAGGUGGGAGUUAUAGUGGGCUGUGUCAUCGCCUUUAUUGCAGUCCUAUUCCUCUCCAUCAUACUAUUUAAGUUAUCUAGGCGGUUCUAUCCAGCUCACCAGCUUAUAGGAAAGGGAGACAAAGUGAUUUUUCCCGAGUCUCAGGCGCAGGAGAUGAAGUCAGUAUCGGGAGAAAUGUUGGAAGAAAUUCCUGGUGAAAAAAUAGAGGGAGACCAUUAUGAGCACAUCAAAGAACCAGAGAGUGUCCAUUACGACAUUGUUGCAAGCACGUAGCCAGCCAUGAGGCAGAGGUCCAAUUUUUCUUCAAGUCACAUGGACACAAUGAUGUCAUUGUCUGCCUUGGUAAUAAGGACAUCAAGCCUGCUUUAUCUGUGACAUUUCUUGAUGCUUCUUUGUGCCACUGCAUUUGAAAUCAGUUGUUUCCUCCUGCCUACCGUAGAAGAUUCUAGAUGUCCCAGAAGUAGAAAACACUACUCUUACUACGCUAGAAACACUUCUUAUAGUAAGAGGUAUAAUAAUGGCCUAAUCAACACUGGAAAUAUUUCAUAUAAUAAUGGCCUAAUCAACACUGGAGAAUAAUAGUCAGACAGACAUGUCCUGCAUGGGUGGAUAAUUAAUGAGCAUGUUUGUGGUAAGCAGAUCAAUAUCAAUUUGUGAUGUGAUCAGUCAAGUGUGAGUUUAUUGUACUUGCUUUUCUCCACUUUACAUUUGUGUGUAUAUAUAUAUAUGUAUGUUUAAGCUAAAGCAGGUACAUCUUUAUUACAAUAAAAUGGUACAUGACAUGGGUGAACAAUUGGCAAUGAAUAUAGCUUACCAUUAAAUAUUUUGGUUUGGCUAUUUGAGUACUGGUAUCUUAAUUUCAAAAAAGACUUGAACAAUGUAUGCUAAUCGGCUGGACUGUAAGUAGAUUUCUGUCAGUCACAAAAGACAGGAAGUGGUGUGAAAUAUGAACUAUUUUUGAUGUGGAUAAUUUAGACAAUGCAACACAGCGAAGAAGUACUCCUUGCAUUUGUUCUUUCCAAGAUAAAUGGCUUAUUAUUAAAAGUUAUGAUUACAUUUGUUGAACAUUGAUUUCAAAA
Messenger RNA from Pomacea canaliculata, 3886 nucleotides. Its product is annotated as furin-like protease 2. The transcript has 12 exons. Gene Ontology annotation, molecular function: protein binding. The coding region runs from base 204 to 3080 and encodes 958 amino acids. The record is from RefSeq and is a predicted model, not a curated record. NCBI's taxonomy places the organism in Eukaryota, Metazoa, Mollusca, Gastropoda, Architaenioglossa, Ampullariidae.